AGGUUCCUUGAAUCCUCCCUGCCUCUGUGUCCCCAGUAGGAGGUUUUGGGUUUCACUUCAAUUGUUGAUCGGCUUGGAAGAGUGGGACAGAUACUAAAAACACGCUGAGCCAUAAUUAUGUCGAAAGACAUCCACGACUCCCUAAGUAGAACUACCCCUUUUAAACAAUUAAAGUACUGUACUGCUAACGUAACUAUCACAUUAAUUACACUUGUGCCGGAACACCAUGAUCAGUAUGCGUGCAAAUAAGUUGAGACCUGUUGCAACUGUGCACACAUUUAAAAUGAAAUGCAACCGCCUUGCCAGACUAAGUAUUCAGUUGAGCGGCGUGCGCGUAAAAUGAAUACACGUGAACAGUAAAACUAUGCCAUCAUUGCCACCUGCAUACUUUGAACCCAUGUUUACACGCACACCGACGGUGUUAUCACUGUAACUGUGUUCGUUGGGGGUGGAUAAGUGUUGUUUACAAUUGGCUUAGGCCACGGGGAGUGUUGCUGCAUCGCCAUGACUCUAUAACCAUCCCUUUGACAGUACUCAGACUUCAUUUGGUCAACCCGGUCGCCAGUGCUAGUCAGUUUGUCCUCGUAAUGCUGCGUUCUCAUACAACUUAGUAAGCCAUUCGAGCGUGCAGCCUUACAUAUAGUAGACACCCGGGUGUUGGGUUACCUGUCUUACACAGAGAGAGGAGCUUUCGAUCUGAAGCAAUGCUGACAAAUACCAAUGAAGCGAGAAGGGAAAAUGGCAAGGCCAGUCUGUCUGUGCUAUUGCUUGGACUCUUUCUCACGAUUUCAGGGCUCAUAAUCACCCUUAUUAGAUGGUUUACCUGGUCAACAGGGAUAGGAGUUGCUCUGAUAGCCAUUGGGCUGAUGUGCGCUUUCCUGGGAGCCUGGAGGAUGUACCACUACAGGUGUGUGCAGGUCAACCAAGACGAGAGGCAAGGGGAGUCCACCGUGUACACCGUCAGCCCCUACGCAAGGAGCACACUGCCACCGCCCGCGUACGCUGCCUACGCCUAUGACAAUUCCGCUGCCCUGCCAGGCACAGAUGAUGACAGGCACCACUUUACAGGGCCUGCCUAUCUUCCACCUCCACUAUACAAUGGAGCGGCUAGCCAUAGUGGAAUAGUCAGCACACCUGGGCUGAUGCCGUACCACGCUGUGAACGUUACGUGGACAGAGGCUGCCCUUCAAGUGCCACCGCCCUCCUACGAGGAGGCCAUCAGCCAUCCCAGCACGUUGGUCUACCAGACGGAAGAUCUCGCUGCCGCACAAGAGCAGCCUAAGGAUGAAGACAUCCCCAAUAACCGGUCGCAAGAAUCGGGCCAGGGGACAAUCGAAUCGUAGCAGGAAAUUAUAAUUGUAAAUUUGUAUCAAUGAAACUGCGUAAUUUUGUACAGGAGAUAUUAUCAGUCGUGAACAUUUUUGUAACCAGUUUUGUCUUCUGUAAGAGGUAGGCAAAAGGCAUGUACUUUGAAAUAAAUGCAGUGUAGUGAUCAUUCAAUAGCACGCUCACGGUCUCCACCGCAUUUUAAAAAGUAAGUACAAAAUGUGCUAUCAGCAUCUUGUCUCGAGAUAAGAAGAGCUCUAUUCAGAAGCCUAGCAGCUAGCGGUGCAUCACCCUGCAGAAAGCGGCAAUGGAAGAUGACGUCGCAGAACUACGUUUGAGCUCACUUCAAUGGGCUUCUUGAUCUAUGUUGGGGACGGUACCUUAUAGAGAGCGCUAUCAGCCGAUGAAGAAAAAGGUUCAAAUGAAUGAUCAAGACUAGAAAUGACGUGCGGUCAUUGUUGACCAGGCCGCGACAAUGAUAUAACUUCAUUUAAGUAGUUACCUUCAACCAGUUCUAUAUGCAGAUUAUCUGCUUAACGGGCGGUAUGAACCCAUUACCACAACAAACACACACCCGCCAGUCGCCACUAAGUGACGGUGACGUCACCACAGCGC
Molecule: messenger RNA, 1941 nt
Organism: Petromyzon marinus (sea lamprey)
Lineage: Eukaryota; Metazoa; Chordata; Hyperoartia; Petromyzontiformes; Petromyzontidae
Source: RefSeq, a predicted model, not a curated record